AUGAACUUUGGUUGGAACAUAUCGGGUUAUAAAUACCUUGGCCUUGUGUGCGAAGGAUCAUGCAUGAAUGUUCCAUUGAAGAGUGUUCAAAUAAAAUGUAGGGUAGUAAAUAUGCUUUCAGACGUCAAGGUAGAGUUCUUGUACGAAAACUCAUUACAAGAAGCUCUGGAGGCGUCAUUUGUUUUUCCAUUGAACAAUGUGGCGGUUUACCAUUUCGAGGCACAAAUCGGUGACAAAAAAAUAGUAUCCGUGUGUCGUCCACGUGCAGAGGCUAAAGAAACGUAUGACAGUGCUGUUGAAGAAGGGCACACAGCAAUCUUGGCCGAACAGGAUGAACAUUGUGCUGAUUUAUUUAAAAUGAACAUCGGGAACAUACCGCCAAAUGGAAAGGUUGCUAUAGUUCUACAAUAUGUUGGACUGAUAGAAGGAAAAAACAUGAAGACAGAUACAUCUAAGUUUAGCCACUCUGAAAUUAUCCUAACUUUGCCAAGCGUUAUCAACCCGCGUUACUACCCGAAAGAAAAAAAGAAUUCCGACGAGUUUGAGCAGUUUACGGAGCUUGUGCUUGUGAAUUCUGUGCCCUACACAAUAACAUUUGAAUCUGAACUUUGGAUGCCGUCAAAAAUUCUGGAUGUCAAAUCAACACGUGAUAGUUUCACUUGGAACUGUACAAACAAUUCUAAUCAUGGCCUUGUCAAACUUUCCUCUGAGUUUAUACCAGAUCAUGAUCUUCAAAUGGUCCUAAGUCUUUCUGAUCCACUUACAUCUCUGGCAUCUCUGGAAUAUGGUGAUCCGAACCAGUCGUCUAUAUUGGCUAUGAACUGUUUGAUGGUACAGCUUUUGCCUGAUAUUCCUAAUGUCGUUAGUUCUAAAGACAUGCGAUAUGAGUUCGUGUUUUUAAUCGAUCGUUCAGGUAGUAUGGAAGGUGAUAACAUUUCUUACGCUAAGACCUCCCUUCUCCUCUUCUUAAAGAGCUUACCUAUGAGUUGUCGUUUUCAAAUUAUUGGCUUCGGGAGUGAUUUUGCUGCUUUAUUUUCAGAACCUACAGACUAUUCUGAAGGAUCGUUAAAUACAGCAAUGAACUAUCAAAAAGACCUAAAUGCUGAUAUGGGCGGUACAGAAGCUUACAAUGCUCUAAAGUCGGCUCUACAUUCAACACCGAGUGGUGAAGGUUGGUUCAAACAAAUCAUAUUUCUUACGGACGGUGAUGUAGGUAAUGCAGAUGAGGUUAUCGGUUUGGUACGAAUGAACGUUGACAAAGCCAGAGUAUUUACUAUAGGGCUUGGACAAGGAGUAAGCACUGCACUAAUCGGUGGUGUUGCUCGAGCUGGCAAUGGUACAGCAGAAUUUGUUCGUGAUCCCUCUCAACUUCAGUCAGCUGUGAUGAGGACUCUUUCAGCUGCAUUACAGCCAAGAGCUGAUAAUAUUGAAAUGGAUUGGAAGCUAGUCGAGAAAUUUCAUGAUGGCAAGGAGAAACCAAUUGAAGUGGUAGUUGUUCCCAAGCAAAUAGCUCCAAUAUUUCCCGAUCGGUUCUCGACAUAUUUCGGUUUUUUCAAAUCUGAUAAAUCAUCAACUAUCCAAGGACGAGUAAAUUUCAAUUGUAGUGUACUAGGUGAAAAGAAAUCAUUCGUAUUAAGUAUAUUGAAUGUGAUAUUGUUUAAUGACAAGUUGAAUUGUUCUGGAAGUCUACCGAUUCAUCGGCUAGCAGGAAAUAUGCGAAUGAAUGAACUCAUAGAUGGAUACCAUAGUAUACAAUUAAAUGAAAUGAAUGAGAAAAAUGAAACAGAAUUGAAGUCCAUACGUCAACAAGUUGAAGAUUUAUCAUGUCAAUUGAAUAUAUUAUCAAAAUUCACUUCUUUGGUCGCUGUAGAUCCAGUCAAGUUAGAUGUUGAUCCGAAGGAAAGAGUUAAAGUCACUGUACCUCUUAUGUUCCGUCGUUUCUCUGUUGCACAAAUGUCAAUGCCUACAGGGAGUAUUUGUUAUGAUACCUUAGAUGGUAAUUUCGAGGGAGCUGUUGGAUGCUGUGCUACAUCAAAGUGCGCUUACACUGGUUCGUUGGGUUUUGAUACAGACAUGUGUGCUGAAGAUUUCGAGGGAGCUGUUGGAUGCUGUGAUCAAUUUCAGGAAGUUCAACCAGUUAAAGUUAUGGAAAAACAUAUAAGACUUGCUGAAUUACAAAGUUUUUCAGGAUUCUGGAAAUUAAAUUCUGAUUUAUCUGAAUGUUUUGAAAUACCUCUUGAUAAUUUGACAGAGUUUUUAAAACAAACUGAAAAAUCCUUAUCUCUAUCAGAUGUUAUUUGGGGGACCGCUCUGGUAAUUGCAUAUCUGGAGUUAUUUAUGCCUGAGAAGGAAAAUGAAUGGCGCCUGAUAGUUGAUAAGGCAAGAUAUUGGCUCAACACUCAAGGUCAAAUAUCUCAAAAAGAUUCAAAGAAUCCCAGUGAGUCAUGUGAUGAACUUAUUGAAAAAGCUCGUCAGGUUUUAACCAAGUUAUUGAAAUCGACUGCAUCCAAAUAG
This is a messenger RNA of Schistosoma guineensis, 2514 nucleotides long. NCBI's taxonomy places the organism in Eukaryota, Metazoa, Platyhelminthes, Trematoda, Strigeidida, Schistosomatidae. The record is from the annotation of a GenBank genome assembly.